This is a messenger RNA of Acanthopagrus latus (yellowfin seabream), 1167 nucleotides long. RefSeq names its product solute carrier family 66 member 3 (gene slc66a3). Lineage: Eukaryota; Metazoa; Chordata; Actinopteri; Spariformes; Sparidae. The record is from RefSeq and is a predicted model, not a curated record. The coding region runs from base 97 to 717 and encodes 206 amino acids. The transcript has 7 exons.
AAAUACAUCUACCUUAACACUGGUGACAUCGCAGCAGCUGCAGCGGAGAUAACAGUGGCAAUUUCUCAGUAGCUUUUCGUGUCCAUCCUCCAGACAAUGCAGUCCGACACAUUAUUGCAUGUGGCCAACUUCAGCACACUGUUUGUGUGCAUGGUGCUCAAGUUCCCGCAGAUCUUUGUGCUGAUGCGGGCGAAGUCAGCGGCUGGAGUGAGCCUCAACAGUCUGCUCCUCGAGUUGAUCGGGUUCAUUGUUUUUGUUACCUACCAGAUGUACUACGACUACCCGCCUCCAACAUACCUGGAGUAUCCGAUUCUCAUUGCUCAAGAUGUCAUGCUUCUGCUCCUGAUUCUUCAUUACAGCGGCAGCCUGCGGCACAGCUUUAUCUACGCCUUGGUGUUCGUCGGGGGUUGGAGGCUCCUCACUGUGGACAAGUGGAUCAUCGAUUCUGCGAUGAGCUUGUGCACAUUCAUCAGUGCGGCUAGUAAAUUUGCCCAGCUGCAAUGCCUGUGGCGGUCCAAGGAUGCUGGACAGGUUAGCGCCCUCUCCUGGGCCAUGGCUACCUACACCUGUAUGGCACGGAUUUACACCACCACAGUGACAACUGGAGACACACAGGUUUUAGUGAGGUUCAUCGUCAUGACUUCGCUCAACAUGUGGGUGCUGCUCACUGUGCUGUACUACCAGAGACAAAGCAGCAGGUCCAAGAAAGAAGAAUAGGUGUCAGAGUUGGAUCCUGACUGAGGCUGAGCAGCUGUUCUGAAAACCUGCAGUUUCUUCCAGCUCUGUUCACUGUAGCGUCGACUGGCUAACUCUGGACACAGCUAGGACCGAAAACAAGACUGACAGGUAGCCACGGUUAUGUAAGCACCUUUUCUAACACUGACCCAUAAAAUGUGCUCUUUGUAUUUUCUUUACCUCAGUAUCAAACCCACACAAUUGAAACAUUCCAGUGACGAAAUUGCUAGAACUUGUAGUGCCAGCAGAGACCAAUGUAUGAAAAACAUUGGUCUGUGUGUGGGGGAAAAAAAGUGUUAUUAUAUUGGACAGCACGAGCUAUGCAUAUCCGAGAUCUUCCAACUCAGGAUAAGAUAUACUGUAUUUUAAAAAGCUUUUAUAAGUGUUAAGUUCUUUUCUGAAUUUUUAAAUAAAACAUUCUAUCUUCUGUCA